Molecule: messenger RNA, 751 nt
Organism: Salvia miltiorrhiza (redroot sage)
Lineage: Eukaryota; Viridiplantae; Streptophyta; Magnoliopsida; Lamiales; Lamiaceae
Product: protein Asterix-like
Exons: 3
Coding region: 220-531 (103 amino acids)
Biological process (GO): protein insertion into ER membrane
Cellular component (GO): endoplasmic reticulum membrane
Molecular function (GO): protein folding chaperone
Source: RefSeq, a predicted model, not a curated record
UACAAAAAAUUUAUGUCUUUAAAUAUAUAUAUAUAUAUAUUUUUUUUAACCACAUUUUAUUCGAAAUACGAGAAACGAAAAUGGAUUGGGGAUGGGCUGUGUUGGGCCUUUUCUUAAGUCAGAUUGGGCCGUUUUUAAUUUAAUAUCUUGGGCUUGUGUUUUCUUUUAAGAGUGGCUAAAACACUCCAGCUGUGGAAACACUCCAACACGGUCAGAGCAAUGGCGUCGCAAUCCAACGAUCCGCGGCUACCAUCGGCAGCGCGGCCGUACAAGGCACCGGUCGUCGUCCCGCAAGAUCUUCCCGUCGACUACUCCGGCUUUAUCGCCGUUGUGUUCGGCGUCUUUGGAGCCAUGUUCCGGUACAAGCUUUGUUCGUGGCUCGCGAUCAUAUUUUGCGCUCAGUCGCUAGCUAAUAUGAGGAAUAUCGAGAACGAUCUCAAGCAGAUCUCCAUGGCUAUGAUGUUUGGUAUCAUGGGGUUGGUGACAAAUUACUUGGGGGUGGGGCCUCGUCCGAGCCCCAAAAGUUCGUAGUAUCUUGGGUGCUGAAAGCCUUAUUUGGCUGUUCCUUCCAAAUGGUGGUUGUUUAGCACAUUCCAUCUGCUUGACUACUAUCGCCUCUUUUAGUUUUGUUACAUGUUGAGUAGAUAGUUGGAUUAUAUGUUGAGCAUUACUGUGGAAAAUUGAUGACUCCAAACAAUAUUUUCAUGAAUGAUAGUCAUGAAACUCAAUUUUAAAUACCAUGAUUUUUCCA